AUGACACCCCCUCCCAUGUCGUCGACGCAAUUAGAGCAGCAAUUCCAGGCGCGGAUUGCUCAGGCAAAGGAAGCAGCACGUUUGGCUUCAAUUGCUGCAGCUGCACGUGGUGCUAAUGGAUUAAUUAAUGCACCAUUUACUUCUACUAUAGCUAUACCACCAGGCGCUCCAUUCCAUCCUGUAGCUUCCAUGUCGAGUCAUUUCCAGUGUUCGAAGUCUUUUUCUACCGAGGAAAACGUCCCGAUGGACGUUAAAACACGUAUUGAUCGACUUGUGGAGUUUGUCGCUCGUAAUGGAGACGCAUUUGAAGCCACAGCUAGAGAACGGGAACAGGAUAAUCCGGAUUUUGCCUUUUUGAGACCAGGUGGACCAUUUUCUGCUUAUUAUCAGUGGAAGAAGCAGCAAAUGUGUCGACAAGUACCUCCUGGAGGAGUUUCUGCUUUAUCUGUACAGUCAAAGGCAUCAUUGGACUCGUCGAAUGGUGCUGUAUCAACUGGAUUAGGUACAAAUGACCCUCUUGGAGCCAUGUCGGUUGGUGCAAUGGCAAACGUUUGCAAAUAUGCACGAGCAAGUGGAGUACAGACGUACGCUCCAAUCCCACGUGAAGUUAUGAUGAAUGUGGGGAAUUUACCUCCUGUGGAACCAGCAAGACUUGAAAUUCGAAUGUCUGAGUUUUAUCGUCAUGAAAAGAGAAAGAGUCGACAAGAUUGA
This is a messenger RNA of Peronospora belbahrii, 711 nucleotides long. NCBI's taxonomy places the organism in Eukaryota, Oomycota, Peronosporomycetes, Peronosporales, Peronosporaceae. The record is from the annotation of a GenBank genome assembly.